AUCAUAAAGAAGAAAGCUAAGGGUUAUGAAAGGAGGCUCAAACUUGAAGCUGCUACCAUGGCUGCUACUAGUAGCUAUGGUAAUGGUGUGCAACCACUCGACCGCUAAUCAAUCAGCGGUCGAGGGAGAAAUUGGAGCUUCGUGGGCUAGUUGGGCGAAGAACAAGAUUGGGGAGCUGAUCGGGCUGAAACCUGGCUUUGCACAGCCCCUUACUUAUACUAAUACUAAGCCCGCUACUCAGAUUAUUAAAGGCUUUGUUAAUAUUGGAGGUGGAAAAGCAGAGGAAAAUGCACAUGUAACAGCAAAUAAAGAAAUUCAGGAGACAAAAGAGAAUGUAUUUGAAGCCACCACUAAAGAUUACACAAUAGUUAAAGCUCUAUCAUUAAAGGAUGCCUUUGUGAAGGGUGUACAAGCACUAAAAGCCAAGGCUCAACAUUACAUUAGAGAAGUAUCAAACAAGGCUUCCAAGGUAAAUCACCAAGCCCAACAACAUAUAACUGAUAAGGCCCAAAAAGAUGUCCAAGUAGUGAAAGAAAAAGCCCAAAACCACAUUGAAGAAGUCUCAAACAAGGCCUCAAAGGUUAAAGAGUUAAUGGGCCAAAAGGUGGACGAAGCAAAGGAGACAAUGGCCCGUAAAGCGGCCCAUAUGGAGGCCCAAGACAACAAGGAUAUCGUCGAAGAAGAUUCGAGUUGGGUGAGGGAGAAGGCAAAGAAAGGGUAUGUAGUAGAAAAGGUAGCUAGUGAUAAAUUGUGUAGUGCAAAAGAGAUGAUGAAAAAGAAGGCAAGUGAGAAAGCUAAAGAGAUAAAAGAGAUGAUUGCUACUCAUUACACUUAUGAUGAUCAAGAUAAUGAGCUCUAAAGUAUUGUGAUUAAUGUACUUAAUGCUUUUGUAUGUCCAAAGAUAUUUUGGUUUAAGUUUAGGAGUUUAUAAUAGUGAUAGUGUCUAUGAAUGAACAUAUAAUAAAGGGUUACUUAUAGGAGUAACAAGGGAGUAUAAUUGAUUGUGUUUAAUUUCACUUUAUAUGAGACAUUAUACUUAUUAUAGAAACACUAUAUAAGCAACUUAACUUAUUGUAUCCACCUUGAUUACAUGGCCCUACUCCAACUUCUUGACGAAGUUUAUGCAUAUUUAGAAAAGAUACUAAAUGGUGAGAACGAGAAUGUCAUUUACAAGUAGAUCUUUAAAGAUUAAAACAAAAACGAUA
Molecule: messenger RNA, 1205 nt
Organism: Amaranthus tricolor (Joseph's coat)
Lineage: Eukaryota; Viridiplantae; Streptophyta; Magnoliopsida; Caryophyllales; Amaranthaceae
Exons: 2
Coding region: 26-859 (277 amino acids)
Source: RefSeq, a predicted model, not a curated record